AUGAGCGAUUCUCAACAAGUCGAGCUUUGUAGCAUUGUUGGUGAGGAGAUCAAAAUCGACGAGCACGUAAAUAGAGAAGUUGAGACGAGUAACAUAUCAAGUGUCGAUGGUAAUAAUAGCAAUAGUGUUACUGAUCGACUUUUCUUUCCACGAGUGCCUUGGACUGAGUGUCAACUUGGACAGGUCCUUGAUGAGGUAUUGAGACAAGGCCAAAUCACGUGCCCCGUGGCACUAACCACAAUGCUUUACUUCUCCAAGACCAUAAUCUCCAUGCUUUUCCUGGGCCACAUGGACAAACCCGAACUCGCCGGCGGUUCCCUCGCCGUCGGUUUCGCCAACAUCACCGGAUUUUCCGUCAUGAAGGGUCUCUGCUCCGGCAUGGACCCAAUCUGCUGCCAGGCCUUCGGGGCCCGCCGUUGGCCCGUUCUCACCCAAACCUACCUCAAAACCGUCAUUCUCCUCCUCUUCGCCACCGUCCCUGUUUCCCUACUCUGGCUCAACGUCGACCCUGUUUUCCACCGACUCGGCCAAGAUCCGGCAAUCACCAAAAUCGCCCAAAAUUACCUUGUUUUCUCCUUGCCGGAGCUUCUCUCGCAUUCGAAUUUGAUCCCUUUACGAACUUUCCUCAGAACCCAAGGACUCAACAAGCCCAACACCAUUGUUGCCGCCUGCGUUUCCUCUCUGCAUCUUCCGAUCACGUAUUUUCUCGUCAACUACAUGAAUUUGCGGGUUAAUGGGAUUGCUCUGGCUUCGGUUGUUUACUCGGUCAACAUGAAUAUCGGGCUUUUCGUGUAUUUGUUCUUCUCCAAGUCUGCUAUAAAGCCGUGGGGGGGAGGCGGCGGUGGCGGGUCGAUUUUCCGGGGGUGGGGCCCGCUGCUCGGACUUGCACUCCCGAGCGUGGUUCAGUCCUGCCUCGAGUGGUGGUGGUACGAGAUUGUUCUGUUUCUGAGCGGUUUGCUGGACGACCCGGAUUCCUGCGUGGCGGCGAUGGGGAUACUGAUACAGACGACGGGGACGGUUUAUGUGUUCCCUUUUGCGGUGGGGUUGAGUGUUUCGCAGCGGGUCGGACUUCCACAAGUUAAAAAAGAAAAACUCCCACAAGUGGAGAAGUUUCCAAUCAGGAGAACCAAAAAGAAGAUAAAAGACUGA
Striga asiatica is the source of this 1149-nucleotide messenger RNA. The record is from the annotation of a GenBank genome assembly. Lineage: Eukaryota; Viridiplantae; Streptophyta; Magnoliopsida; Lamiales; Orobanchaceae.